AGAGGAGUAGGAGGCAGCAGCAGCCAUUUUAGCUACAUAGGACUCUGUUUACCCUUCAUGCAUGGAGCCAAUAGCUUAGAUCUCUACCAGGCUGGCUGCGAGGCGGGCGUACAGGUGCCAUGGUGACGCUGAAUCAUCUGAGUGUAGAGGAUCCAGACGAUGGCUCUCCUCUGCUGCCUGAGGCUACAGAGGCUGUAACACCAACGCCUGUCUUUCACAGACAGCGAGGGAUCACAGAGACUGACUCCAGGGAGUUUUUCCUGAGCAGGAAAGAGAACCUUGCUUUCAGUCUGGUGCUGCUGAUAGGAUGCUACUCUGCUAUUCUGAUUCCUGCAUAUCUUCCCUUGAAGGUUGCAGUUCUCAGUGAUGACAACCUACAUCCUAAAGAUCUGGUCUUACUAAACCAGUCGGCAUCCCUGCUGUCGGACCCCUGUCAGCCUUGCUGGGGUUUGAACCACCUGAAGCCCCUGUCCUGCUCUGCUGGCCUCCUGGACAUCCCAGUGUUUGUGCAGCAGGACGGGCCGGUGCCCUGGGAUCUGUCCCCUCCUCUGGGGCUCCAAGGCAGCGAGGAGCAUCUGGACCUGGCUCUUGCAUCUCUGCCUCAGCCUGGCCUGCCUCCAUCACUGAGGAGAGAUGGCAGCUGCAGGCGCUGUGUGGUGGUGGGCAGUGGAGGGGUUCUUCAUGGGAGCCAUCUAGGACCCCACAUUGAUCAGUAUGAUGUCAUCAUCAGGCUUAAUAAUGCUCCAGUGCUUGGCUUUGAGAAAGAUGCUGGUUCCCGAACAACCAUCCGCCUCGUGUACCCAGAGGGAGCACCCCACUCUGCAAUUGAGUACAAAAAGACCACCAUGGUUGCUCUGGUGGUCUUUAAGAGCCUGGACCUAGACUGGCUCACUUCUGUCAUCACCAAAAAGCCUUUGAGCUUCUGGUCCAAAAUAUGGUUCUGGAGGGAGGUGGUGGAUGAUAUUCCUCUGAGACCAGAGAACUUCAGGAUUCUCCACCCAGAGAUAAUUCACAAGACAGAACAAGUCCUACAAAAAUAUGCUCUGAAGCCGAGAAAUACGGUCCCAACACUAGGUGCGAGUGCGGUGGUGAUGGCCUUGCAGCUGUGUGACCAGGUGAGCCUGGCAGGGUUUGGGUACGACAUGAAGCACCCAGAGGCGAGGCUUCACUACUAUGAGACCAUACGCAUGGGUGCAAUGAAGGCUCAAGUGGUGCAUGAUGUCAGUGCUGAGAAACUCUUCUUGAGGGACCUGGUGGCUGCAGGAGCCAUCACAGACCUCACAGGAGCUCUGUGAGCCAGCAAUGCAGAAACUGAGAAUCUACUGAACACACUCCUCCUUCUCACUGCGAGUGUGUGGAGUCCUCCAUAAGCUUGAGGAAUCGUUUGUAACGUGGACUGACCUUUAAAAUGCUCAGUCUCCCGGGUCAACUGACAAUU
This is a messenger RNA of Notothenia coriiceps (black rockcod), 1438 nucleotides long. It is a transcript of the gene st3gal7, whose product is annotated as ST3 beta-galactoside alpha-2,3-sialyltransferase 7. The record is from RefSeq and is a predicted model, not a curated record. The transcript has 8 exons. Lineage: Eukaryota; Metazoa; Chordata; Actinopteri; Perciformes; Nototheniidae. Bases 120 to 1295 code for a protein of 391 amino acids. Gene Ontology annotation, molecular function: lactosylceramide alpha-2,3-sialyltransferase activity.